Molecule: messenger RNA, 6592 nt
Organism: Phalacrocorax carbo (great cormorant)
Lineage: Eukaryota; Metazoa; Chordata; Aves; Suliformes; Phalacrocoracidae
Source: RefSeq, a predicted model, not a curated record
CAUCAUACACAGUACAUUUGACAAGCAAAGUUAAGCUUUCUGGCAGUGCUUUUAUUAAAUUCCUAGCUUCCUGGGCAGUGUUAGAGAGCUGUGUGCACCAGCUAAAGCUCUUAGGGCAGAGCCGUGGGAAGGCAGGGAGGGACUGAAUACUUAACAGUUACAUCUUGAACUUUUUUGGAUGCUUUCAGUCAGGGCUGAGAGGUGAAAUGAGUUUUUUCCCUGUUUUGUUGAAAAAGGGGAGACGUAGGUGGGGAGAUCAGCAUCCUAGUGCUGGAAAGUUUAAAGGCAUGGUUUUAAUUCUGUUUAGAGGGGUGGUCCCUCGGGAUGCGCUAAAACCACCCCCAUCCACAAGACUGUACUUAACAUAGUGUGCUCCAGAACUGGUUCCCAGUUCGCUGGAGCUGGUGAAGAUGAAGGGGUCUGGAGUAAAUUUUAAAAAAGUAUUUUUUAAUUAGGUUUUCUGGGAAACCUCUUCUGAGAAAGGGAUGAGAAAUCAAGGAAGGUGAAAUAGCAAACAUGGCACUGAUGCUUUUUUUUUUUUUUUUAAUUGGAUGAGCCAAUGCAUUUGGGAAACGGGGUCAGUUUUGAGGAAGGAACUCAGAGCCUGAAAGUGUCCCAGUUUUAUGUGUUAGUCAAAGAUACUGCGCUGUUGUCACUCAUCUUUUAAAUCAACAUAUGUUAGAUGAUACUAUUUUGCUUCUCUGUGAAGCUGCAUGAAAUUGCUCAGUUGUUUGUUAAGCAUCUCUUCACAGGUUACUGACGUCCUGGCUACAACCACUGUUGUGUUUUCUAGCGUGCAAAUAGGAUUUCUUCCCCCUCCAGUUUUGCUUUGCUCCUCCAGUUCAGUUUAUUCAGUUCCAAAGAGUGGUGGAAAAACAUUGUUAUAAAAUUAUCCUUGAGGUUAGUCUUCUGCCAAGGCAAGGUGCUGGGCUAGCUUUUCAGCUCCCAAGAUAAGUGUUGCUGAUGUGGCUUAUUCCUUUAUCCUUUGUUUUUUUCUUUCUUUCUUUUCUGCCCACUGUCAGUGAUUCAGACCAGAUAACACUGGGAGUUCUUUCAAAUGUCCUCAAAAUGAGAAAACAGCAGAGUGUAGCAGCCACGCUGCUGGAGUCAUUAACUUUGAGUUCAUCAGAUUUUUCCACUUCUUUUUUGUAAUGACGUGGGCUUUUCAUAUCUGCUUCCUUUCCAGCCAGUAGGAAUGUUUUGGAUCCUGGUCUGUGUUGAUAAUAUCACUUGUCUUUUUUCUUUUUUCUUUUUUUUUUAACAGCCACAAGUGAAGUUACUUAAACUGUGCUUAAGCAAUGCAAACUCCUUUUUUUUAUAGCUGCAUGUUACUGAGACGUGUUUAAAGUCUUUUACAUACCCAUGGCCACCAUGAAAGUGUUUAUCGUGCUCUUAAGCACGCAGCUAUGAAAUCCUCUGCACUUGCAGUGCUUGGAUGAAUGAGCUGCGUGGAACAGUGUGUUGUUACAUUUUGUACGGUCUUUGAGAGUUAUGUGGCUCAUGUUGUUAAAAAUCUAUAUAUGAAAUGGUAAAUUCCUCAGAGGCUGAAGACUGGUUAUCUGCGUUACAGAUCAUUUAAGUCUUAUUCCCUUUUGCCCAGCUUCAUUUACAACAGUAAUCAUAUUUUUUAUGUUUCAUAAAGUAGUAUAAUAAAUGUUAGAUUCAGUAUGGGUAGCAUGAAGCCCCCAGACACCAUAGACUAAAUACUCGCGCCUUGGGCUGCAGCGCCCUUUCACUUUUAAUCUAAGUUUCAUGCAAACAAGCGAAUUAGAUUUGUAUCUUUUCAUGCUGCGCAUUUGUGUUUGGCAAGAGGAAGUCAGUUCAGAUCGCCACAUUUAUCUUCCCACCCUAUGGGCUGAGCAAGCACGUAACACCCAGUUUCUAGGGGGGGAAGCGUAGCUUUUCAGUCUAGUCAGGUGCAUGGAGUACAGAGUAUUCACGGUAUACAAGACCAGUUAAGUUAUGUAUGUAAAGCAUGUAUGAGUUAAUGGGAGUUCUUAUUUAUUGCUGUAGGACUUUGCAUCGUUCAGAGAUGCUACAUGAACCAGGCAGUCUCGGAGUUGAAGAUUAAGAAGAGGGCGGUCAGUGGGUCACUGUACUGCUGUUUUCGUUUUGAGGCUACAGCGAAUCCAUCCCCAUACCUGAAACUGAGUCAGCAGCUGCGCUGCUGAAGCUAUGCCUGUGCACUCAGCACCUCCCUACAUUUCUGAAUGCAUGUUCCUCAUGGAAAACACCCCCUCAGCAGGUGAGCAUUGGUGAAAAUGGGGGAUACAAGAGACAUCUGUCCUCACCUGGAUUCCAUAGGAGAGGUGACCAGGGAUGAUCUGCUGCUCAAAUCCAAGGGAACUUGCCAGUCUUGUGGAGCUGUGGGACCAAAUCUCUGGGCUUGUCUUCAGAUCGGUUGUUCUUAUGUUGGUUGUGGGGAGUCCUUUGCUGACCACAGCACACUUCAUGCACAGGCUAAAAAGCACAACCUGACGGUGAAUCUGACCACUUUCCGGGUCUGGUGUUACGCUUGUGAGAAGGAGGUGUUCUUGGACCAGCGGCUGGCAACGCACACGCAGUCGCCGCCAGUGAAGUUCUCUGAGCCGGAUUCUCCGUUGCCUGCUCACCCUUUGAAAGCUGUUCCAAUUGCAGUGGCUGAUGAAGGCGAAUCUGAAUCAGAGGAUGAUGAUUUGAAGCCAAGAGGCCUUACUGGAAUGAAAAAUCUUGGGAACUCCUGCUACAUGAAUGCAGCACUUCAGGCUCUCUCUAACUGCCCACCUCUCACACAGUUUUUUCUGGAAUGUGGUGGACUGGUCCGUACAGAUAAGAAACCAGCACUCUGCAAAAGUUACCAGAAGUUGGUGUCUGAGGUUUGGCAUAAAAAACGCCCAAGUUACGUUGUUCCAAGCAGUCUCUCCCAUGGAAUUAAACUCGUCAACCCCAUGUUCCGAGGCUAUGCACAGCAGGACACUCAGGAGUUCCUGCGAUGCCUGAUGGAUCAACUUCACGAAGAACUGAAAGAACCAAUUGUUGCAGAGACGAGGGAUUUGGAUACCAGUGACCAGGAUGACAAGCGAGAGGGUGACCGAAGUCCUUCGGAGGAUGAGUUCCUCUCCUGUGACUCAAGCAGUGACAGGGGUGAAGGAGAUGGUCAAAGUCGGACCGCAGGGGGCAUGGGCGGCGGCUCCCUGGCAGAGACAGAGCUGUUGAUCCAGGAUGAGGCAGGGAGAGGGAUCUCUGAGAAAGAGAGGAUGAAGGACAGAAAGUUCUCCUGUGGCCAUCGGCGCAGCAACUCGGAGCAGGUGGAUGAGGACGCAGAUGUUGAUACUACUAUGAUGCCAGUUGACGGUAGAGCCUCACCUGAGGUGCUGCCAGCUCCCCGUCCUGCCAGCCCAUGUAGGACACCAGAACCUGACAAUGAUGCCUAUGUGCGCUGCUCCUCACGCCCCUGCAGUCCAGUCCAUCAUGAAAUGCACUCAAAGCUCUCCAGCAGUCCUCCUCGCUCCAGUCCUGCCAGGCUUGGACCUUCCUAUGUACUCAAGAAAGCCCAGAUGCAGGCUUCUGGGAAGAAGAAGAAAGAACUUCGCUAUCGCAGUGUGAUUUCUGACAUCUUCGAUGGCUCCAUUCUCAGCCUGGUGCAGUGCCUCACCUGCGACAGAGUUUCUACGACAGUGGAGACGUUCCAGGACCUGUCACUCCCAAUCCCAGGGAAGGAGGACUUGGCCAAGCUGCACUCUGCCAUCUACCAAAACGUGCCAGCUAAGGCAGGGGCAUGUGGGGACAACUAUGCCUCACAAGGCUGGAUUGCUUUCAUCAUGGAGUAUAUCCGGAGAUUUGUCGUGUCCUGUAUCCCUAGCUGGUUUUGGGGUCCUGUUGUGACGCUGGAGGAUUGCCUUGCUGCCUUUUUUGCAGCAGAUGAGUUGAAGGGGGACAACAUGUACAGCUGUGAACGGUGUAAAAAACUGCGGAACGGAGUAAAGUACUGCAAAGUCCUCCGUCUACCAGAGAUUCUUUGCAUCCACUUGAAGCGGUUUCGGCAUGAGGUGAUGUAUUCCUUCAAGAUCAACAGUCAUGUCUCCUUCCCCUUGGAAGGGCUGGAUCUGCGACCUUUCCUAGCCAAGGAGUGCGUCUCCCAGAUCACCACCUACGAUCUCCUGUCGGUCAUCUGUCACCAUGGCACAGCAGGCAGUGGGCAUUACAUAGCCUACUGCCAGAACGUGAUCAAUGGCCAGUGGUACGAGUUUGAUGACCAGUAUGUCACUGAAGUCCAUGAGACCGUGGUGCAGAAUGCAGAAGCCUAUGUCUUGUUCUACAGGAAAAGCAGUGAAGAGGCUGUGCGAGAGCGUCAGAAAGUUGUGUCCCUUGCCAGCAUGAAGGAGCACAGUUUACUGCAGUUCUACAUCUCUCGAGAGUGGCUCAAUAAAUUCAACACCUUUGCCGAGCCUGGUCCCAUCACCAAUCACACCUUUCUGUGCUCUCAUGGAGGAAUCCCUCCUAAUAAGUACCACUACAUCGAUGACCUGGUUGUGAUUCUGCCCCAGAAUGUGUGGGAAUAUCUCUACAACAGGUUCGGGGGUGGCCCUGCUGUGAACCAUCUGUACGUGUGCUCGAUUUGCCAAGUGGAGAUUGAAGCACUGGCCAAACGCAGGAGAAUUGAAAUCGACACCUUCAUCAAGCUGAACAAGGCUUUCCAGGCAGAGGAGUCUCCAAGUGUCAUCUACUGUAUCAGCAUGCAGUGGUUCCGUGAGUGGGAAGCCUUUGUCAAGGGGAAGGAUAACGAGCCUCCCGGACCAAUUGACAACAGCAAGAUUGCACUCACAAAACCAGGUGGCCACGUGCAAGUUAAGCAGGGUGCUGACUACGGGCAGAUUUCCGAGGAGACAUGGAUUUAUUUAAGCACACUGUACGGAGGAGGCCCAGAGAUUGCUAUCAGACAGAACGUGGCCCAGGUCCAAGACCUGGAAAACCUACACGGGGAGCAGAAGAUUGAAGCAGAGACGCGGGCUGUGUGAUCUGUGCGGGAUGGGGCAGGGAAGCAGGCAGUGUUGCAACUAGAGAAACCUGUUAUUUGAAGCUGACUGAAGCCACAAGGUCUCCCGGUAGUUUUGUGCUGGUGGUGCACAGCUGUCACAACUUCCUAGUUUUGCUCUUUAUCUAAUUCUUGCAAAUUCAGUUGCAAUCAGCCAAGACAUUUUGAAAGAGGCCCUUUCUUUCUCCCCUAGUCCCUAAAGCCACACCUUCAUGGUGCUGCAGAAUUUUUUUCUCCUUGUGUCUGAUUUCACGUGUUCAGCACGUUUUCAGAGAACAAAGCUGGAAGAUGAGUCCUCCUUCCCAACGGCUUCCCACUGAACUCCUUCCGCUGAAGCUCCCGGCAGCUUUGUAGCUAUGGGAUGCAGCCUUCCGGGUGUUGAGCUCGCAGGGGCGGCACAGGAGCAGCUCAAACUCAGAGCUGUUAACGGGCAGAAUCUGUUGGAGCAGGACACAGGACAGCCCUGAUGCAGACUUUAGGACUCUGGUUCAUAACCCCGUUCUCAGACCGACCCUGCCGUAAGCCGAGCUCUGUCUCCGCAUCUGUCACGAGAAGCAAAGGGUGCGUGAAGGGUGAGGAGCCCGUUUGUUUGCACAGAGCCCGUUCGGCUGGGGCGCCCCGGGCAGGGCGGCAGUUCGGUGCUGGGGAAGGGGCCUGGCUGAGCAGGGCCCGGGCUGCUGAGGCAGCUUUUUAGGAAUGAGCUGCUUUCUGCGAACGAGCCCCCACCGGUGCGCCGAGGCCUUUCCAGCUUCUCAAUGCAGAUGUCGUUUGUGUGCACAGUGGCUCAUUUAAUGACCAGAAAUAACUGGCUCCCCAACCUACUGCUAACACAGCCACAGAGCGUCUGAUAGCAGGCAGUGGUGACAGGAAGGAAGACAAAAAAGGCUAAACACUGCUUUUCUCAGCAGUGCUAUUAUUUAAAGUUCUUUGUUCAUCUCGUAAGCCAAAAAGGCAAUAGAGAAGUCUUUGCAAAUGUCUGAGUGCCAUUUCAUGGAAGCAGAGCAAGGCAGAGGUGGCCUCUCAUGGGCUGAGGAACCAAACUGUGUGUUCAUGGCGCUGGAACCCGAACGAUCCCGCAGCAUCACGUCUGGCCUUGGUGGCACCAGGCUCAGCACGGGGCUGCGGCCUCCUGAGCGCCUCGUGGAAAAGGCGGCGGGAGGGAGGGAGAGGGGAGGCAAAGGCUGCUCUUUGAGAAAGUGGGUAAGGGUGUAGGAGAAGAGGAAAAUGUGGCCUUCAGAAUUUUAUUUUUAGACCAAACGUUCACUGCAAACAGCAACUUCUUUAAAAAAGCAUCUGUAAAUGGUUCAGCAUGUGACUUCUGUCCUGUUUAUUGGAUGCUUGUAUAUACCCAGCCAGGCCCGAGGGGAGGUCAGAGCUACUGUUGGGAUUUCUCGUUGUUUCAAGCUGUCUUCGUUAGCCACUGCAGCCGCCUUCGAACCUGCUGCAGCGCCUGUAGGGCUGCAUGUCCGUGUUGUCUGUGCCGUUCAGAGGAUGCUGUACAGAUUGUAAUAACACUCCUGUGCUUAAGUGUUCUACUUUGUGCUGAAAAUGUGUUACAAUAAAUCCAUGUGCAUUCAA